AUGGAUUUACUUGCCAUAUUUAAUAGAGACAACGCUACUAUCAAUAUUGAAGAUACUAAUACACGGAUUGGUCAGAAAGUAAGAAACUCUGAUUUUAAUUUUAUUGCUGUUGUUGUUUCGGUUUAAAAGAUUAUUUUUGCCAAAAGCUUUUCCAAGCCAUCCAAGCCCAAGGCCUUCUUGACCAUGCACUUUAAAUAAAACUGCAAAUGAACUGUGCCUGUGGAUACACAAUAACGAAGAGUUUUAAUUAAUAUUUUUAAUGCUACAUUGUCAUGAAUAUUACAUUUAAAAAGCAUUUUACUCGAAUAUUACUUUUAAAGCAUUUUACUCGAUGAUUUUUGAGCUGUACCUAUAUUUUAUUUAUUUUUUAUAUUCCUUAAAUAGUUUAUGACGAGACCAAGUACUGUUGUAACUACGGAAAGAUCACUUAGAUCAGCACCUCAAGAAAAGUAAGACUCUAUUAUUCAAUAUAUUUGUGUACUUUAUUUCAUAUCAUAGUAAUUUGGUUUUUGGGAUAGGACAGGUUUUGGAUAGGUUUUUAAAACCUCGUUUAAAAUUAGGAUGACCAUGCAUGUUGACGGCAACUUUUACUCACAAAAAACUUAUUUUGGUUCAUUUCUCGGUGCUUUUGGUGUUUUGUUAGAACUGAGGUGCUAGUUCAAAUUUAUUUUAGACUUAAUUAUCAUUUUUUCUCGAAAUUCUGUUUGCUAAAAUAAAAUUUGAAAAGAACAGUUGUGAUUUUGAAAAAAGAACAGAGUUUCGUUACCAUGACAACGUGCAGCAUAACAUCGUCGCCGAAGGUGAAAUUCUUUCUAAUCAUAUUUUAAAUCCAGGAAUCAUUGGAAAAAGGGUUUUUGUACAUUUCUAUAGCUUUUUUUCUUUUCUUUAUUAUUAUAGCUAUAUACAGUAUUAAAUUUGAACUCAGAUUAAAAUAAACUAGUCUUCAAUUUUUCGUCGACACGUUGCGAUUAUAUUUUUCAGUAAAAGUGUAAUUGAGUGAAAUACAUACGUUUCUUUCUGACUAUUUUUACAGUUGAAAAUCUAGUGUUUGCACAAGCCUGCAAGCGACUAAAAUAUUUUUUAAACAUAUAGUUUAAUUGAUACAUUGAUUAAAGGCUCGUUCAAGCUAGUCACACACCGUCCACUACGGUUUGUCCAACAACACCAAUUGGAUCAACUUUAUAUAGUAAAGUCAAACCUGAUAGUCCAGUAUCUUCGACUUACUCAAACGGGCCUUUAAGAAUAAAUAACGCUGACAAUAUAAAUUAGUUUAUCAAAAUGUAUCCGUAAUUUUUUGCAGUUUCUCAUCGCGAAAGCGAGCCCUGUCUUCCGAUGAAACAUCACAACCUCCAACCAAACGCGUAAGUAAAGUACAGUGUAUAUGUAUUUCUGGUAUAAUUUUAAAACAUCUGAGGCCUAUACUUUGUCUUUGAGCUCAAAGGAAUUUGCCUAUCCAGCGUUUAUUUGUUAGAAACAACUUCUUAUUAUAACAGCAAAUUUAGUUUCUUGUGACAUUUUCCGAAUAAUCUUUUAAUUCGGAUCAUUUUUUCGCUAUCCCGGCUCUUCACUUCAGGUAUUCAUUUAAAUUAAUACUGUUUAAAACUAGUAAUUGUUAAAAUACAACUUUAUUUACCAACCUGGAAGCAAUUGGCUGGUAGUUUUUUUGUUCUAUACUCUUAUUCGGGCCUAAUAAUAUGUAGUUUUAAUUCUGCAAAACUCUUUUAGUUUUCGUAACGCCAUCUUGUUUUCGCUAUACUCACAGUGGAUGACUAUACCGUAUAUUAUAAAAGAUAGACAUAUUAUUACGUGAUCUGUAGUGGCCACUGACAUAAUUUUAUACUGUAAAUCUUCUAUUGAGCCCAUUUAUCUAAUAAACUACCUUUUCAAAUCUCCAUCUCUAUACUUCCCCAUUCUCCCCCACGUCCCUCACAACAAAGAAACGUGUGUGGCUGAAUUGACUAUUAACAGGCAAUUCCAGCUUUUAAUUUAUGCGUGCAGGGGGGAUGGGAAGUAAGGUAUCAUAUUGCUGAUUAUGCUGAAAAAAUAAAAAUGAGUGAUAGCUUAUACUUGUAAAUAUUGAAAUAUUUCGGUUGUUUCGGCAGUUUUUUUUGAAAUUUUUCAGCAUGAUCAUCAAUAUGAUACCUUACUUCCCGUCACCCCCGCGCGCAAAAAUUAAAAGCUGGAAUUGCCUAUUGCAUGCCAUGUGACUUCACGUUAGUUUACUCCGCUUCGAAAAUCUUGCGUUUCGGCUUUAUUGACAAGGCCCCCUCUCCAGUAAGCCCCCACCUGAAACAUUCUUGAAAUAAAUAAUUUAACACUAACUUUCUAUUUUGUAAGCGCAAUCUACCUACCAUAUUGGACUAUAGGCAUAUAGCUGUUGUUUUAUACUGAUUUUCAUUCACCAAAAAAUAGAAUAAUUUUUUGCCGGACAAUGCAUGUAAAAGGUUUAUUUGCUUAUUUAUUUUAUUAUAGUUAAAUACAGUUUUAGCGGGUGAAACACCAGUAAUCAACUGCAGAAGGUAUAGUGAGAUAACAAAUAUACAAUUUAUGUAGUAAGGUGGUUCUGCGUUUGUUAACUUCGAUACAUAUUAAAAUGUUUUCUAAGGUUUCAACCCUAAUUUUUAACGAUUGAAAUAGAAUUCAUUCUAUUUAUUUUAGCAACUUAAAUUUAAUGCUAUAUUAAAACCAAUGCGAAGUACCAGCUAUAACCAUAGAAAACUAUUGGUCAAUGCAAAAACCGUGAUAUUGUUACUAUUAAAUGUAGCUUAAAGGGAUAUGGCACUAAAAAUUCAGUUUGUCUCAUACGAAAGAACUUUUAGAAUUGUUUGGAAAACAAUUUACAGCAGUACAGCUACUUCAAAUAUCUUGACCCAAAUAUAAAUAAUAUUUUACCCUGGGUCCAGUUGUUUAAAGGUGGGUUAGCUUAAUCCUAUAUUUAUCUAAAAUUCAAAGCAAACUUCCUGACAGCUUGUUUAUAAAUUUGGAAAUAUUUCUUUAAAAAUCUUGCCUGGAUCAGUACUUCAGUAGGAGUUUUCUUCUCAGGAGGUCCGAAUAAACAGACGUGCAGAAAUAUGUCAACAAAAACAGCGGCCGGCUUAAAUUUUAACCGAGGGCACAGAAUAAAGAUCAGUACCAGAAGGGCCACUCAGCGGUGCAACGUGUCGCCAUUUUUCUAUGCAAAAAUAUGCAGUUGACUGGCCAGAAGGCGGGGCCUUCAGCCAAUACAGCGCGUUCAUUGGCCAGAAAAUGUAAUCGACUGGCUAGGAAGAUGGCGGCCAGGGGGCCCUUCUGUGUGCCUUAUUCUGUGCCGAGGGUCAGCGCUAAUCUAGCUUUGAACAACCAGCCCCUGGUAUGCAAUUGUCAUUCAGCGAGUCCGAAAUUAUACUUCCGUCACUACGUUAAAUAACAAAUUGACUGACAAUUUAAGCAUCUACGUAAGAGUUAAUUACCUGGAAAUAUUUUAUAUGACUUUAACCCUGCUUUUGAAGCUAAAAACCACCCUUAAUGAGACCAAGAACCAAUUCAAGAUGGCGGACAGCAAAUUGUUUUCGGUCAAAAUAUUUCACAAGGACUAAGCAAGAUAUGAAAAAUAUAAUUUGAAGAGUUCUGUCAAACGAGACCAAACUUAAUUUGUAUUGCCAUAUCUCUUUAAAGGGAUCGAUAAUAAUGCUUCACGCUUUUUCAAUGAAAUCUUUUUAAUCCCAAACAAUGUCUACGAAACAGAAACUGACAGAAACUGUAUUAAAAUCAUGCAGGACAUGAACUCAAUCUCGACAUAUCACUAGCAAUAGGAAUUACAAUAUUUUGACCACAGAAAAUAGUUGUAGAUUAGUUAGUAAAUAAUUUCUCAAAUAUUUUGUUAGUGACGUCAUUCCUGCAGUGUCACGUGGGUUAGCAACCGUCGAGGCCUGCAAUCAGGCCACGUUGCAGAAACCACGUGAUGUA
This is a messenger RNA of Paramuricea clavata, 3945 nucleotides long. The record is from the annotation of a GenBank genome assembly. NCBI's taxonomy places the organism in Eukaryota, Metazoa, Cnidaria, Anthozoa, Malacalcyonacea, Plexauridae.